Dendronephthya gigantea is the source of this 1133-nucleotide messenger RNA. RefSeq lists its product as uncharacterized. NCBI's taxonomy places the organism in Eukaryota, Metazoa, Cnidaria, Anthozoa, Malacalcyonacea, Nephtheidae. The transcript is spliced from 5 exons. The record is from RefSeq and is a predicted model, not a curated record. Bases 654 to 1133 code for a protein of 159 amino acids.
UGAAUUGUUUCCAUUUUUGCAUGUGUCAUCAGACCUACAGUAAUUAUUUAUAAGACUUUUUAACUCAAGGAAAGGCUAAGAUAUAUUUUCAGAAACACUAAAGUGCAUCUUAUUACGCAAUAACUAAUGAUAUAAUUGGGAAACUUAAAAUAUACACAAGAUCAAGGAAGUUAAACUACAAAAGAAUCUUUGUCCAUGACAAAAGAUGCAUGGAAUGUAUGUUAUUAUGCUAUAUAUGCUUCACUAUGCCAAAAUCAUAUUUUGCCAGUUGGUGACACAUCAUUUAUACAAUUGGCGAUUGCAUGUUUGUGCUUCCGAAACAGGUAAUUAAAUAUUUGAAUAUUAUAAAAUUGUGAAUAAAAGCCCGAAGCUUUCGGUCAAUUAUAUGUUCACAUGCCACUGCGUUGAAAUAUAAAUUAUAAUUAAAAUUUUACUAGAAGUGGUACUUUGCUGGGAAGUUUGCGAAUAUAUAACGCUGCCAGCUCGACGACUCGCUUUGAAAACAAGGAAAUAUCUUCGCGACACAAGGCGAGGGCGGAUUGAUCACGAACGGAAGUCGAUCAUACAUUAUAUAAAUAAUACAAAGCACCUGGCCAAGAGAGAAAUAGACCAAGAAGCUGUCGGUCAACAGCUAAACGACAAGGCGUAUCACAAUGGCAGGAUUAUUCAUUUGUUUCUGUUCUUCAAUUUGGUUUAUAAGCGGUAUACAGAGCCAGUCUAUGAUUACCACCAUUUCGCAAAGAUCGAUAUCCACAUCGGUACCGACUUUAUUAAAAAUAUCAAGUACGGUUGUACAACCCGUAAUAUCAUCGGUCGAUAAUGCAAAUUCAUCUCGGAAUUCCACGGAUGGUUUUAUAAAUAAACCCAAUGUAUCAUUAGGAGAAAUAUCAAGGACAGUCGUGAAGCCUGAUCCUUCAUCUCCACUUAAUCCACAAGUUUCAAGAUCAGCUCAAGCUCCAACAUCGGGGAAUGUUACUACACCCAUAUUAAAUACAACAGUUUCGACUGGCGGUGGUUCUACAACAUUUCCCACAAAGCUAAGUACUCAACAAAUCGCCACCACAACUCUUUUUACCCGUCGAACCACGACAGGUCCUCAAGGAACAGAUAUACCAAUCGAUCUUCCUUCAUAG